GUGAAAGUGGGUGAAGAUGAGGCAGAUUUAGUCUUUGUCGAGAGUGUUGCAUCGACUCAUGGUGCCGCUGUAGGCCAGCACAAAGGAUCACAGACAUCCCCACCCACUGCUACUGCAUUCAAAUCGGUUGUAAUUUCUCAGAGGAAGCAUUUCAUUCCUCGACUAUUUUUCAUUGUUUAUGCAGUCGUAAAAUGAUGGAUUAUUGACCCUGUUUUGGAAUUAGAUUUUGUGGUCUGUAAUAUAAUUUGUACAGGGCAGUGGACGUUUUUUUUCUUUUUCCAAGGAUGGGAGACAAAGGAUUUUCAGCGCUUCGUCCGAUCCUCUGCUUCGCUAUCUUUAUUGUCACGCUACAGCUCGUUAAUGGAGACCUGAGUUAUUCUAUUCCAGAAGAAAUGAAACGCGAGUCUGUUAUCGCAAAUAUAGCCAAAGAUCUCGGUCUUGAUCUGAGGACCUUAUCUGCACGAAAGGCCCGUGUUGAUUUUGAGGGGACUCGUAAACGGUACUGUGACAUUAAUCUAAAUACUGGAGAUUUAAUCACAUCAGAGAGAAUCGACAGAGAGAGCCUUUGUGGCAAGAAACCCUCAUGUGUUGUGAAAGUAGAUCUGGUGUUAGAAAACCCUUUGGAGCUCCAUCGACUCAGUCUUCAUAUUCAAGAUGUAAACGACAACUCGCCGCAAUUCAACGAGAAUCUGAUUGAAAUGGAAAUAAGGGAGUCAGCUGAAAAGGGUAACCGCUUCUCUAUUGAGGAGGCCCAUGACGCAGAUAUAGGUCAAAAUGCUGUUCAAAGAUACAACCUACAAAAGAACGACAACUUUAUUCUCGCUGUUGACAGCAACAAGGUUGAACUCGUACUGGAGAAUAAACUUGAUAGAGAAAAGCAAAAGGAGAUUAAUCUGCUCCUUACAGCUUUAGAUGGUGGCUCUCCUCAGAGAUCAGGUACUGUAGUCAUACACGUCACUGUACUGGAUGCUAAUGAUAACGCCCCAGUGUUUAGUCAGGCCGUUUAUAAAGCCAAUGUGCCUGAAAACUCUCCUCCAGAUACCAUAGUGAUUAAUGUUAGUGCUACUGACGCAGAUGAAGGAGUGAAUGGAGAUGUGACAUAUCAAUUUGGCCACGUAUCUGAUGACGAUGUAAAUGUUUUCUCUAUUGAUUCUAAAACGGGAGAAAUCAGAGUAAGUGGUGUGAUUGACUUUGAAGAAAGUAGUUCUUUUGAAAUGAGAGUGAAAGCUAAAGAUGGUUUAGGACUAACUUCUUACGCCAAAGUAUUAAUAGAUAUUACUGAUGAGAAUGAUAAUGCCCCAGUUAUAUAUCUGAAAUCACUGUCUAACCCCAUACCUGAGAAUGUGUCACCUGGUACAGAGGUGGGUAUCAUUAAUGUACAGGAUAGAGACUCUGAGACUAACGGACAGGUCCGCUGCUCCAUUCAGCAAAACGUCCCUUUUAAGUUGGUUCCUUCUAUUAAAAACUAUUAUUCUCUGGUGACCACAGGACAACUGGACCGUGAACUAGUGUCUGAUUACAACAUUACAAUCACUGCCACUGACGAGGGCUCUCCACCUCUGUCCUCUUCUAAAACUGUUCAGUUAUCUGUUGCAGACAUCAACGACAACCCACCUGUGUUUGAGGAACAGUCCUACAGCGCAUAUGUGACUGAAAAUAACAAACCUGGCUCCACUUUAUGUUCCGUUACUGCUCGAGACCCCGACUGGAGACAAAACGGUACAGUGAUUUAUUCUCUGUUAGCUGGUGAGGUGAACGGUGCCCCGGUGUCCUCCUAUCUGUCUGUUAACGGAGACACGGGGGUGAUCCACGCUGUGAGGUCGUUUGAUUAUGAACAGUUCAGGAGUUUUAAAGUCUACGUGAUGGCCAGAGACAACGGUUCUCCUCCGCUCAGCAGCAACGUGACCGUCAGUGUCUUUAUAUCUGAUGUGAAUGACAACUCUCCUCAGAUACUGUACCCCUCCCCGGAGGGCAACUCGUUCAUGACCGAGCUGGUCCCCAAAGCUGCACACGGAGGCUCUCUGGUGUCCAAAGUGAUAGCGGUGGACGCGGACUCCGGACAGAACGCCUGGCUGUCCUAUCAUAUAGUCAAAUCCACUGAUUCGGGACUUUUCACUAUUGGUCUCCACAGCGGAGAGAUCAGGACACAGCGGGACAUUUCUGAAUCAGACAGCAUGAAACAGAACCUUAUUGUCUCAGUGAAAGAUAACGGACAGCCCUCUCUCUCUGCCACUUGCUCCAUGUAUUUACUUAUUUCUGAUAACUUGGCUGAGGUGCCAGAACUGAAGGAUAUUUCUUAUGAUGAGAAGAAUUCCAAACUGACCUCUUAUCUGAUCAUCGCGCUGGUUUCUGUGUCCACCUUUUUUCUGACCUUCAUCAUCAUCAUCCUGGGUGUGAGGUUUUGUCGCAGGAGAAAGCCCAGACUGUUGUUUGAUGGAGCAGUUGCCAUCCCCAGCGCUUAUCUCCCUCCUAAUUACGCUGAUGUUGACGGCACAGGAACUUUACGCAGCGCUUACAAUUAUGACGCAUAUCUGACAACAGGAUCUAGAACCAGUGACUUUAAGUUUGUGACAUCUUACAAUGACAACACACUGCCUGCUGACCAGACUCUGAGGAAGAGUCCAAGUGACUUCGCUGACCCGUUCGAAGAUUUAGAGCCGGCUGUAGAGGUAGGAACCGUUCAAAGUAUUAUUGAAUCCUGGUCAAAGUGCAUUUUGUUUUGUUUAUUUAAUCCUUCGAAUGUCUUCUGUGUUUGUGUCUUCGAAAUUUGUGAUUGUUGAAGUGAACUGUUUACAGAAUGAAG
Molecule: messenger RNA, 2803 nt
Organism: Dicentrarchus labrax (European seabass)
Lineage: Eukaryota; Metazoa; Chordata; Actinopteri; Moronidae
Product: protocadherin beta-15-like
Exons: 1
Coding region: 285-2780 (831 amino acids)
Biological process (GO): homophilic cell-cell adhesion
Cellular component (GO): plasma membrane
Molecular function (GO): calcium ion binding
Source: RefSeq, a predicted model, not a curated record